AUGGAACAACUGCUACUCCACAUCCUCAGACCUCAGGUACGCCAUGCACUCGGCCCGCUGCAGUUUGCCUACCAGGAGAAGGUGGGCGUGGAAGAUGCCAUCAUCUACCUUAUGCACAGGGCACACGCUUAUCUGGACAAGGGGAAAUGUGUUGUGAGAAUCAUGUUUUUUGAUUUCUCCAGUGCCUUUAACACCAUCCAGCCCCUCCGACUGUGUGACAAGCUCCUGCAGAUGGAUGUGAACGUCCACCUGGUGUCCUGGAUUACUGACUAUCUGACAGAGAGACCACAGUUCGUCAGGCUGAAAGACUGUGUCUCUGAGACUGUGCUGUGCAGCACCGGGGCUCCACAGGGGACUGUGCUCUCACCAGUCCUGUUCACCCUGUUCACAUCGGACUUCACCUACAACUCAAGGCUCCAGGAUGGCCAGGAGGGGGAGUACAGAAGCCAGGUGGACAACUUUGUGCAGUGGUGUAGGCACAACCACCUGCAGCUGAACACCACUAAGACCAAGGAGAUGGUGGUGGACUUCAGGAGGUCUCAGCCUCCUCUGCUUCCAGUCUCCAUCGAGGGGGUCGAUGUGGAGGGUGUCAACACCUUCAAAUACUUAGGAGUACACAUGGACCAUAAACUGGACUGGUCAGCCAAUGUGGAUGCAAUCUACAAAAAGGAACCACUCCCAGCCUUCAACCUUCCACAGACCCAUCAACUCCAGCACCCCAACCCUAGUCAGCAGGGUCAGAAUGGCUACAACGGUCCUCAGGGCAAUUCUACAGCCCCUGACAACAGCAGAGACUUCAUUAGUUCCUACAAACAACAGAGGAGCUACUGUGGCGGCCAGCUCCUUAACAGACCUCAACAAAACAGCCCAGGGUACAACCAGAUCGAGAGGGAGCAAAUGAAAGGUUUCCACAAUGGUUUCUCCUCAUCUGAAAACUCUCAGGGCCAAUCUGCUGCAUCCACAAACAUCUGUAGAGACAAAGGACUACCUAUUCCUUCUUCAGAUUGCGAUGCAAUAUACACCCCCCUGGAGUAUGACUGCAUCAAGCCCUCAUCAGAGUCAUCAGCUGCCGACAGAUCUGCAGAAGUUAUCAAUCCAGUUGCGUCCAUGUUCUGGUUGCCCCGGCUCCUCGCCCGCUGGCUCUUCUCAGCUCUGUCUCUGCUGCUCCUCAGUGCAGUGGGCAGACAGACGGGGGGUCUGGAGGGGGCUCAGGCGACGACGUGCACCAGGUGGAGCGCACUGAACAACAAGGUCCUCUCUCAGGACGGGGACGUGAUCCUUGGUGGACUUUUUAAUCUGUAUUACAUACCUUCAGCUGUACAGCAGGACUUCAUCAAGCAGCCACGCUAUGAACCUUGCACUGGCUUAGAUCUUGAGACAUUGAAAUAUUUGUAUGCUUUGGCGUUUGCGGUGGAUGAAAUCAACGGGAACAGCUCCCUGCUGCCGGGAGUCAAGCUGGGCUACAGCAUAGUGGACAGCUGCAGCCGAUACCCGUGGGCACUGCAAGAUGCACUGUCACUGGUCGGAGGAAACACACGCAGCUGCAGCUUAACAGCAUCUACGCCACAGUCUGCAUCGCAUGGACAACCUGGAGACAUAAGUGGGAAGCCUGUUCCUCUGCUGAUUGGGGCUUCCUCGUCCUCAACAGGGAUAAUAUUGUCCAGGACCCUGGGGCCUCUCUCUAUACCAAUUAUCAGCUACCUGGCCACCUGCCCCUGUCUGAGUGACCGGCUCAAGUUUCCUAACUUCUUCAGAACGAUCCCCAGUGACAUUUACCAGGCCAGGGCCAUCGCACGACUGGUCAUACGCUUCCACUGGACGUGGGUUGGGGCUGUACAUGAAGACACUGCCUAUGGUCAAUUGGCGAUGCAGGUAUUUAAGGAGGAGAUUAAGGGGAAGGGUGUGUGUCUGGACUUCGUAGAGAGCGUCCACAGAGAGACCAUUGUGAGAGAUGCCAGACGUGCGGCGCUCACAAUUCAAGCUUCAACUGCGAGGGUGAUUCUCAUCUUCUGCUGGUACACUGACGCAAAGAAGCUGUUUCUGGAGCUAAAUGCAAGAAAUGUGACUGACAGACAGUUUCUGGCCAGUGAGGCCUGGAGCACCAGUGACGAUCUCCUCCAGGACUCUGCCGUCUCCAAUGUGGCCAGCGGCGUUCUUGGCGUGGCUAUCCAAAGUUCAACAAUACCCGGGUUUGAAAAAUAUCUCAGGAAUCUGCACCCAGUUCGUCGUCCGCAUGACGGAUUCUUAAGAGACUUCUGGGAAAAGGAGUUUGGAUGCAGUGCAGGGGGGGCUGCAUCGUUUGCAUAUUACUCUUCAUCUCACCGUGCAUCAAAUGGCUCCACUUCAUCUCCUGCCAAGGAGUCUGUUCAGAGAGCCUCUCUGCCCCCAUGCAGUGGCACAGAGUCUCUGGAGGGGCUGCAGCAUCCCUUCACUGACACCUCUCAACUCAGGGUAGUUUAUAAUGUCUACCUGGCUGUGUAUGCUGCAGCCCACGCCCUCCACAGCCUCCUCUCCUGCUCCAGCAGAGACAGAGACAUCUCAAUAUGCUCCUCUGCAGAUCACAUCAAUCCAAAAGAGCUGUUGCAGCACUUAAACCAGGUGAACUUCACCACACCACAAGGUGAAAUGUUUUAUUUCCAAGGAGCCGACACUCCGGCAAAGUAUGAUCUCGUCAACUGGCAGAAAACUCCAGAGGGGCCAAUGAAGCUCGUUCUGAUUGGCCACGUGGACGGGUUUGAUCUCCACCUUAACCAAUCAGCCAUUCAGUGGAGCACGGGAUCCAAUCAGGUGCCAGUGUCAGUGUGCAGUGAGAGCUGUCCUCCAGGCAGCCGACUGGCCAACAGGAAAGGAGAACCUGUCUGCUGCUUCGACUGUAUCCAAUGUGCUGAGGGAGAGAUUAGCAAUAAAAUUGGUUCCCCUCACUGUGAUCCCUGUCCGUCUGAGUUCUGGUCCAACGCUGAUCGAACGGCCUGCGUCCCUCGCCAGCUGGACUUCCUCUCCUUUAAUGAAACUCUGGGCAUUACCCUGACGGCAGCAGCAGUGUCUGGUGCCACGGUGACGGCUGCGGUGCUCCUGGUUUUUGUUUACUACCAUCAAACACCUAUGGUGCGAGCCAACAACUCAGAGCUGAGCUUCCUGCUGCUUCUGUCUCUGAAGCUCUGCUUCCUGUGCUCGCUGCUGUUCAUCGGUCGUCCGUCAGUCUGGGCCUGUCGCUUCCAGCAGGCGGCUUUCGGGAUCAGCUUCGUGCUUUGUGUUUCCUGCCUGCUGGUUAAAACCAUGGUGGUUCUGGCUGUUUUCCGUUCAGCUCGGCCCGGUGCUGGAUCCUUGAUAAAGUGGUUUGGUCUGUGGCAACAGAGAGGAAGUGUCGGCCUCUUCACCUGUAUACAGGUUAUCAUCUGUGCGAUAUGGCUGUCCCUCAGCCCCCCAGUGCCUCAGCAGGAUUUUGGUAUCCGAGGGUCAAAGGUCACCCUGAGGUGUGCAAUGGCCUCUGUGGUUGGCUUCUCUCUGGUCCUGGGCUACAUCGGCCUGCUGGCCUGCUCCUGCCUCUUCUUGGCUUUUCUCGCCCGGAAACUCCCCGACAACUUCAACGAGGCCAAGCUGAUCACCUUCAGCAUGCUGAUCUUCUGCGCCGUCUGGGUCGCCUUCGUCCCAGCGUACAUUAGCUCUCCUGGGAAGUACAUUGUCGCUGUGGAGAUUUUUGCGAUCCUUGCCUCCAGCUAUGGUUUGCUGCUCUGCAUUUUUGCCCCGAAAUGUUUCAUAAUUCUCUUGAAGCCUGAGAAAAACACUAAGAAACACCUGAUGGCCAGAUAG
Limanda limanda (common dab) is the source of this 3810-nucleotide messenger RNA. RefSeq names its product extracellular calcium-sensing receptor-like. The transcript is spliced from 14 exons. The coding region runs from base 1 to 3810 and encodes 1269 amino acids. Lineage: Eukaryota; Metazoa; Chordata; Actinopteri; Pleuronectiformes; Pleuronectidae. Gene Ontology annotation, biological process: G protein-coupled receptor signaling pathway. Gene Ontology annotation, cellular component: membrane. The record is from RefSeq and is a predicted model, not a curated record. Gene Ontology annotation, molecular function: G protein-coupled receptor activity.